UGGGCAGUGGUGUUCUGCUGAUGGAGUGUGUCAUCAAAAUUGCAGUUCACCCCUUUGAUUGGGAUCCCUCAUCCUACCCUUAUAUGGAUAUUGGUUCCCAGCAACUUCAUUUUGGAAUUAGAGCUGAACCAAUCAACAUAAGUCCUCACACAUGUAUUAUAGAUGUCUCUAUUCCCUCACUCACUUAUACUGUUGUUACCUCAUUUGUGUUUUGGGUCAUGAUAGAGGUACUUGCAGAUUACUACAGUUCUUCCCCUUCAGCUAGCCCUUGAUGUUCUUAUUGUUCUGAGGAUAUUACUGUAUUUUGGGUGGUUCCUAUCAUUUUAAAUUUGAAUGAGAUGGUUUACAUUACACAGUCAUCUUUUUCAUGCCGAUGUUUUGUUCCCGGGUUGCUCAAUCAAUUUGUCACAUUGUUAUUAUGUGUCUCGUUCAUGGGUUGGGGGGUACAAGAUUCCCUCUGGUCUCAUGAACUUGAGGUGAAGAUGGUAUUAUCAUCUUUCCUACCUCCACCAUAUGGCUGGUUUUUGGAUUGUAGUUGAUUUUCCGGUGAUAUGAUCCUCAUCCUACCCCCAUAUGGAUGUCAGUUCCCGGUGGCUGGGUUUUGGAUUGUAGUUGACUUGUCAUGCUUUAGUCACUUUACACCUAGGGCACAUCCUUUUCAUCUUACCAACUUUUAUGUUUUCUCGGAUUGAGUCUAAUAAUUAUCAUAUGGUUCAGAUACCUAUCCUGCCAUAAUUCUCUCUCACUUGGAUGUGUUCAUCCAUCUUUCUGCCCGUAUAUGCCACAGCUUUCCACAGUGGGUGAAGAGUAUAUCUGGUACAGAAGUGAUGCGGUAUCCCAUGAAUGAUCUUCUACCAUGAGGAUCUACUCUUUGGGGGAUGCUUAUUUCUUUCCCUCGCAUUGGUCCCUCCACCUUUUCAGUGUGGGAUUCUUGCUAUUUAUGUGAGAAGAGGUAAUGUACCAUAUCGGAAGCUAUAGUUUUCCUAUACUGAACAUGUAUUUCCAAUAGGUACUUAUCUCCUCUCCACCGAAAACCAAUGCUUCCAUUUCCUGCCAAAACUCGAGGUGAUAGUUCGGUAGAAUUGAAUGGAGGGAGUCACAUGUGUGAAAAUAGUGUGAUGGACUCUUAUUGGUAGAGGGUUGUCUCAUGAUGAUUUGCAUGUGAGAUGCAUUUGAAUCAGUUGAUUCAAAGAUUGGUGGGAGCUUCAAGGCUUGUGGCAUGCGAAAAAAUGUUUUGCAUAUAGAGGGCAGCACUGAACAAGAAUAGCUAUUUAUGUGAGAGGAGGUAUGUACCUAUCAGAAAUACAUUUAAUGUAUAGGAAAAUUAUAACUUUGGGCAUUUGUUAUUGUUAACCUUCUUACCUUUGUUGAACAGAUAGGAAACUAUUUCUUGUUUGAAGGAAUGUUGAUGGUUAGAUUUGUUUGUUCUUAAAAAGGCUCUUGAAGCUGGAAGCAUACUGCUGGUUCUGCCUUACCUCCACUUGAAGCUGGAAAGAUGCGUGUUUAUAGCAUGCGAUAUUGUCCCUAUGCCCAAAGAACAUUACUGAUGCUUACAGCUAAAAACAUUCCAUAUGAGGUUGUUAAUGUCAAUCUCCAAAAUAAACCUGAAUGGCUGUUUGAAAAAAACCCGUUAGGAAAGAUUCCUAUUAUAGAAAAAGAUGGUCAAGUCAUCUGUGAUUCACUUACUAUUGCUAUACACUUGGAAGAAGUUUACCCUGAUAUUCCACUUUAUCCCUCUGAUCCUUACCAGAAAGCUCAGGAGGAAAAAACAAUUGAGUUAUUUUCAAAGUUUUGUGGAGUAUUCAUUCAAUUAUUCAAGGGUGAAUGUGCCGUGGCUGAUAUAUGGCAGAAAAUCCAAGAUAAUUUGGUGUUAAUUGAAAAGAAACUUGCUUCUCGUGGAACACACUUUUUUGGAGGUUCAAAGCCUGGUGUCGUAGAUUAUGUAAUUUGGCCAUGGUUUGAACGUUUGCCUGCAGCUUUUUUAUUGUGUAAUGAAUUAACACCCAUAUCUUCAACUUCUUUGCCUACUUUGACAGCAUGGAUGGACAGAAUGAAGGAAGAUCCGGCAGUGAAAGCAAAUUUUCUUACAGGAGAACAACAUGCUAAUUUUAUAAAAGAUUUAAGGACAGGAAUCCGUAACUAUGAUAGAGAGCUAUGAAUGGGUUAUAUAACUUGUUCAGUAAGACUGACUUAACAAAAUAAUGUCACAUUUAUGAUAAAGUAUAUGGGGUGG
Molecule: messenger RNA, 2233 nt
Organism: Limulus polyphemus (Atlantic horseshoe crab)
Lineage: Eukaryota; Metazoa; Arthropoda; Merostomata; Xiphosura; Limulidae
Product: pyrimidodiazepine synthase-like
Exons: 5
Coding region: 1496-2158 (220 amino acids)
Biological process (GO): glutathione metabolic process
Cellular component (GO): cytoplasm
Molecular function (GO): glutathione transferase activity; glutathione dehydrogenase (ascorbate) activity
Source: RefSeq, a predicted model, not a curated record